Thunnus maccoyii (southern bluefin tuna) is the source of this 4063-nucleotide messenger RNA. RefSeq names its product lysophosphatidylcholine acyltransferase 2 (gene lpcat2). The record is from RefSeq and is a predicted model, not a curated record. The transcript has 14 exons. Lineage: Eukaryota; Metazoa; Chordata; Actinopteri; Scombriformes; Scombridae. Gene Ontology annotation, molecular function: calcium ion binding; 1-acylglycerophosphocholine O-acyltransferase activity. The coding region runs from base 340 to 1917 and encodes 525 amino acids. Gene Ontology annotation, cellular component: endoplasmic reticulum.
ACCAUUUGAAUUGUCAUCUCAUUUAGAAAUAAAUCGAAUGGGACGAUAGCAUCAUUUACACAUUCAUUAAUGCUUUACAGAUUGCAGAUAUUGAUGCAAAUUUCGCCAGCAAGCUUCACAAAUACACCGAGCGGACUCGACCACGGUUAUUAAGGUUGGAGGUGGAGCUUGAGGCAGUCCUGCUUAGCUUUCGCUGCUCUGUGUGCUUGCCUUCGCCCGCAAAGAUCGCCUGAUAUGGGGAGAAAUGAGUGAACAAGGCCCCCGUUGAGGAAGUGAGAUGAUAACGUUGCGGCGCCUCGACUACAACAUUUGUCUUGUUUCGUGCUUCCCAGGACUGCCAUGCCGCUACAGCGAGUAUUCGCCCUGCCGAGACAACAGUCUCUGCUCCUGCCUGCGGUCAUCAACCCGUUUGUUCAAGACACAAAACUAACCAAAGCUGCUGUUAUUAAAUGUGUCCUCAUGGGAAUCUUCCUGGUCCCUCUUCGCGCCAUCCUUAUAUCCCUGGUUCUCAUGGUGACAUGGCCUGUAGCUGUCAUAAUAACCUUCAAGCAUCCUCUGAAAGGAGCUGUUGAGCCAAUGACAGGCUGGAGACGGUUUAUGUGUCAGAGGGUGAUGGCUGCCUUGGGGAGGACCUACUACUUCUGCAUGGGCUUCAGAGUGGUGAUCAAGGGCAAACAAGUCAGCAGCAGUGAGGCUCCCAUCCUCGCUGUGGCCCCCCACUCCACCUUUUUUGAUGGGAUUGUGUGCAUUGUAGCAGGCCUUCCCUCCACUGUCUCCCGCGUCGAGAACCUGGCUACACCCAUCUUUGGCAGGUUUGUGCGCUGUCUGCAGCCAGUGCUGGUGUCCAGAAAGGACCCAGACUCCAGGAAGAAUACAAUCCAAGAGAUUGACAGCAGAGCCAAGUCAGGAGGCCACUGGCCACAGGUUCUGAUAUUUCCAGAGGGAACGUGUACAAAUCGCUCAUGUCUUAUCACUUUCAAACAAGGUGCCUUCAUCCCAGGGGUUCCUGUGCAGCCUGUAAUAAUGAGAUAUCCCAACAAACUGGAUACUGUGACUUGGACUUGGCAAGGUUACAGCUCGAAGACACUGCUGCUUCUCACUCUCUGCCAGCUGUACACCACAGUAGAGAUAGAGUUCCUGCCACCUCAUACACCCACAGAGGAGGAGAAGAAAAGUCCGGCUCUGCUUGCGAGCAGAGUGAGAGACAUUAUGGCCCAGGCGUUGGGUGUUCCAGUCACAGACCACACCUAUGAAGACUGCCGUCUGAUGAUCUCAGCCGGGGAGCUAACACUGCCCAUGGAGGCCGGCCUGGUUGAGUUUACCAAAAUAAGUCGAAAACUGAAUCUGAAGUGGGACAAUGUCAGGAAGGAACUGGAGGGCUUUGCAUCCAUGGCCGGCUCCUGUAAGGGAGGACGUAUCACCAUUGAGGAGUUUGCCGGAUUCCUGAAGCUCCCUGUCAGCCCACCCCUUAAGGAGCUGUUUGCACUCUUUGACAGGAAUGGAGAUGGCACCAUAGAUUUCAGAGAGUAUGUUAUCGGAGUGACCAUCUUGUGUCGGCCAGCAAACACUGAAGAUGUUCUUCGGAUGGCGUUCCAGCUGUUUGACACAGAUGAGGAUGAGAAAAUCACCCGAGAGGAGUUUACGGCUCUGCUGCGCUCCGCUCUGGGUGUGUCAGAUCUAAACAUGGCCAAGCUCUUCAAGGAAAUUGAUGCUGACGGCUCUGGUUUCAUCACCUUCACUGAAUUUCAAGCCUUUGCUACGACCCACCCAGAGUAUGCCAAGCUCUUCACCACCUACCUGGAGCUUCAGAGAUACCAAGCGAUCAAGGAGGCAAGUCCAGGGGAUCUGGAAUUGUCUGGUUGGACCAGCUCAGGGGAUAAACAGGAAGAAAGCACUUCUGACAAGAAAGAUGACUGAAGACAACGGUGAACUCUGCUCGACUGCACUGAAAGACAGAAUACUGUAUACACUGGAUCGAGACGGAGGAUGUAAGAGUGCCAUCUGCCCUCCAACGACUUCUAGCAAAUUCAAGUCAUUUACCACAGCAGAGCCAUAUUAUACAUCAUGUGCUUGCCUUUUUAUACAGAUUUUAGAGUGCUUCUAUUUUCAAUUUUAGUGCCUUAUAGAGAUUUUAAAAAAACAAGUUCCCCUUGCCACUGCACAAGAAAUGUCUUAUUGCAGACCUUUUCAUCUGUAAAGUUUUGCAUGUGUGUGUUUUUGUCACAUGUUCAUCAGAAAAAGCAAAUGAAAAGUUAGUUGUAGGAUAAAAAAUAUGCAAAAAAAACCUUUGUCAGUGUUUUAAUUAACUUUCUAAACCCUGCAAGACUUUAUGUCCUUGUGUCAGUGAUAGUGUUUUAUGAUAUAUUUGAUUUUUUUCCCAGAGCCUCACCAUGUUUUUGACCCGGAUACAUUAUUCUCUGUAGCCUGAUUUUACCCUAGCUCAGACUUAGAUGAACAUGGCUACAUCUACAUCCCUUUUUUGUUUUUGUGGUUUUCUUUAAGUUAGUGGAAAAAAUUGCCAAACCAACACCUUUUAAAAUAUAAGCAAAGAGCCCUUGUGCUUCCGUGUUGCCGUAUAAUUAGUGUAAAGUAAGCUUUAUUAAGAUCUAUCCAAUCUGGCAACCCACCGAUGUUCUGUAUUAAAGCUAUGUCUACGAAGAGCAUACAUGCUGUGUAUUACACUUUUUUCCAGUGCUCAGGGACACAGACCUUGUAAGACGGCUGUAUAAUUAGCCAGAGGUUUGCUUUGCAUGUGUAUCUAUUUGCAUUUCUACUGAAGAUUUUUGUUGCUGAGACAGCAGAGCGUCUACACAGCUUUAAGUUUACUAAAGCAAAUCAACCACUGAAAAUAGGGCAAUUUGUGAGCAAAAAGGCAACAGUGGUUCUUCACAACAGCAUAUUCCAGCGGGGUAUGCUUUCAGAUUAACUAGCGGCACUGUUAUUUAUUUAGUAGGGUGCAUUACAAUUAUGUGAUUUUUUUUUCUUUUUUUUUGUUAACACUGCAAAGUUUGCUUUUUAAAAUAAAACAAGAAUACAAUUUUAACUAAUGCCUAACUUGUGUUUUUAUAUUAACCACUGAGGAAACUUGUUAUGACUUCUGUAGACUUUGUUUAUAAUGAGGUAUAAAUGCAAUAAAGGGCCACUGCUGUACCUCUCAUUCUCUGAGCCACCACCAGGUGCCAGCAGUUACCUGUUACAGUUCUAUUGUAAUUUGUGUGUGUGGUUGUUUUUUUGUUUGUUUGUUUGUUCUUAUGUAUGCUUGUGAGUACCAGUUCACAUUUUAGACAUCUUGGCCUGUCCUUCGUUAAAUUGUGGUUAGGGUGAAACAACAAUGAAGUCUAAGGUAGUGAGGUUUAAGGUCUGGCUUGCAUUGUUAAGGGCUGGGGUUGGAGAAUGUGUGUAUAUAUAUACUGUAUAUAAUAUAUAACCCUGGAGAGCAAUGAUGUUUUUAACGGCAACAACCACAUAGGCAGCCAUUCUGUAUACAGUGAGGUUUUUUCUGGUUAAACAUGUCUCCAAACAUGAAACUGCUAACUAAAGCAUUACUGGUGCAAAGCAAAUAUUUUAAGUUGCUGCAAAUGUUACAUUUAAUCAUGACUGAACUCAUGAUAGGACACACAGUAAGAUAUGAUAUGGAUGAUCUCUGUUAUCAUCUUUAUAGUCUCAUACCAGCAGAAAAUCUUAAACAUAAACAUUUGAAGAAAUCUAUCAUUUGGUGUUCAAAGUACGGACAGCCUUAGCAAUAUCUUAAAGAAAAUAAUUGUGUUAUCAUGAAUGAUGUGCUAUAAGUGCUCGAUCUGUCAGCAUUGCAGUGAACAUUGUGUGUGUUUUAUUCUCUCAUCUGGCCUGUGUGUGACCCAACCUGUUUUAACUGUGAGGUGGAAAUAAUGAACUGAUACAGUGCUUGUGCGUUCACGUAACAUUUUAUCAUUCAUGUGAAUGUUUGUUUUUAUUGUCAGAUCGAGUAGGUUCUCCAUCUAUUCUGUCAAGACAAUUUCUGAUACUAUAAUAGGGAAUUUGUGUAAAUCUGUACAUUUACAUCCAAUAAACCUUUUAUGAGAUA